This is a messenger RNA of Branchiostoma belcheri (Belcher's lancelet), 3434 nucleotides long. Its product is annotated as toll-like receptor 13. NCBI's taxonomy places the organism in Eukaryota, Metazoa, Chordata, Leptocardii, Amphioxiformes, Branchiostomatidae. The transcript has 2 exons. Gene Ontology annotation, cellular component: membrane. Gene Ontology annotation, molecular function: protein binding; transmembrane signaling receptor activity. Gene Ontology annotation, biological process: immune response; inflammatory response; toll-like receptor signaling pathway. Bases 133 to 2964 code for a protein of 943 amino acids. The record is from RefSeq and is a predicted model, not a curated record.
UUGCUGGGCAGUUGGCAGACUUGGCAAGACGCAUGUUUGUAGCGGGAGAGUCACAUUGAAUCUUUACACAGUGAUACUAAACGCAGCAUCGAAGGAUCGUGAGGCAAGGCGACGAACUCCGACGACAAACUGAUGUUACGUGAGUGCAGAAAAAUGAAAACAUCCGGGCUGAUUCUGGUGUUGGUACUCACGUGGUGGUCAGUGCAAAUCCGCGCGUCAGCCUCAACAAGGAAAGGGGAAUGGUGUUCAUACAAAAAUUGGGAGUUCUCCUGUGCAAAGAAGGGUCUAAGACGCAUUCCCGUGUUAAUUCCUGGUGAAGCACAAACAUUGGAUCUUUCUAUCAAUUAUAUACCAGCACUUUACAAUGACUCGUUUGCUGGUAUGGAUAAACUCACAGUCUUGGAUAUAUCAAGGAAUCUCAUAACUGACAUUGAAUCAGCAACUUUCUGGAACCUGAAUAACCUAACAGUGCUAAACCUAAGAGACAAUAGGCUACGGUCAUUAAGUCCUCGUGUGUUUGAGAGUCUGUCCUAUCUGCAAAUUCUGCGGUUAGACCAAAACAUGUUCAGUAGCACAUCGGCCAUUAGUGCAGCAUUACUCCCGUUACGUUCUUUAUAUAGUUUGAUUUUGAAUAACAACAAUCUGUCGCACAUUAAGCUAGAACCAGACUUUGCAAAUCUAAACCAACUAAGUUCUCUUCGUCUUUCUGGAAACUCGAUUUCAUCUCUACAGGCAGAGUCCUUCCACGUGAUGAAGAAUCAUUCCCUCACCCAUCUCAGCUUGGGAAGUAACGGUCUGAUUAGUAUACCGCGACAAGCCAUAGAUUCCUUCGCAAGAAUUCGACAACUUGAUCUUUCUAUCAACAACUUGACACCAAAAGACGUGGUCACUAUUUUCAAUAAUACUAGGGGAUUGGGGAUUACAAAUUGGACAUUGAGUGAUAAUAGCUUGACUGAAUUGACAAAUGCCACAUUCUAUCCACUCUUUCAUGAAGAAGUUAUCUACCUUCGUUUAAACAGUAACAACAUCUCCCAGCUAACAGACUAUCUCUUUGGUUACUUGCCUCAACUGCGUGUUCUUUCUCUUGGACAGAACCCAGUUGAGAGGCUAUCGGCAAGAGUGUUUGCUGGCUGUGACACUCUACAAGAGCUAGGCGUAGACAAUUGGGGUUUGCAGGAAAUUCCAUUGGAAUUAUUCAAACCAUUGGAAAACUUGACGAAAUUAUACCUGGAUUCAAAUCAAAUACAUAAAGUCAGAGAAAAGGCCUUCAUGUCGCUGCCGAAGUUGAAGAUUUUGCGACUGACUGCAAAUCGGAUAGAAACAAUAGAGGAUAAUGCCUUCUAUGGUCUACACCAUCUUGAAGUGUUGAAUUUAGGUAGCAACCAUUUAAGGGAAAUUACAUAUUACACAUUUAGUGAAAUUGGCCCAUCACUAAAAAAGCUAGACCUGACAGCAAAUCGCCGACUGAAAACGAUUUCCCCGUUCUCGUUCAACAAGCUACAAAAUCUGACAGAUCUAUCUCUUCAAAGCUGUAAGCUAAAACGUCUAGGUAAGGAUGACUUCGCAGGUCUGUACAACUUGCAACAACUUGACUUGUCCUUUAAUUCGAUCUAUACGAUUGACCCAAAUGCUUUUCAUGAUCUGUUGUCUAUCAAAGUUCUCGACUUGAGCAACAACCAUCUUGGACGCGAUAUACGUCAGAAUCCAUCAAUAUCUCCGUUCUGGAACCUAACCUCUCUAACCGAACUACAUUUUAUCUAUCAAAAGUACACCGCAGGGAUAUUUCCUGAUGGCUACUUGGAUGGUCUGACGUCCCUUCGGCUGCUUACAUUAAUGUCACAGAAACUUGUAUCACUGGAAAGCAAAACAAACAAAAGAAGUAUUCUAAAAAAACUCACGGAUCUCCAAUACCUGCAACUAUCUCAGAAUAAGCUCAGCAAUUUCACAAGAGACACUUUUGCAGGGUUGAUCAACCUCAAGUACCUUUAUCUUACGUCCAACUCCAUUAGAAAUCUUCCAUCAGGUAUCUUCAGGUAUCAAGGUAGACUGCAAUAUCUAGAUCUCAGUUACAAUGGAAUUGUUACUCUGAGUAGCACGGUAUUCAGCCCCUUGAAGUCAUUAGUUGUACUCAACGUUUACAGCAACAGUUUUGCCUGUACUUGUGACAUAGAAUGGUUUCACAACUGGAUAGUUUCAAGCAUGAACACGACUACAGGUGUACAGGGUGUCUACUUUGAAGCCCAUACAAACUACACUUGUACAACUCCAGCAAACCUGAGAAACAAACGUCUGGUUGACAUUAACUUUGACAAACUUGGCUGCAGAUCUAAACUCAGCUUUUAUGUAGCAAUAGGGCUGAGUGUCACGUUUGUCAUCUUGUUGGUCACCAUUAUACUGAUGUACCGAUAUCAUUGGUACGGACGAUACGCCAUGUUCCUACUCCGGGCCAAGUUCCACAAGUAUGAACUCAUCAGAGAAGAAGAGGAGAACCCCAAGACGUACGACGCCUUUGUGGCACACAACAGUCACGACAGCGCCUGGGUCAUCCGUCAGCUCCUUCCACAGUUAGAACGAGGAGAUCCUCCAGAGUUUCGUCUCUGUCUGGGCGAACGGGACUUUCAACCCGGAGCCCCUAUAGUGGACAACAUCGCCGAGUCCAUCUACGAAAGCCGCAAAACCAUCUGUGUCAUCACGCGGAACUUUCUGGAGAGUGACUGGUGCAGGUUUGAGAUGCAGAUGGCGACGUAUCGUCUGUUUGAGGAGCACGUGGACUGUUUGAUUGUGGUGUUCUUGGAACAGAUUCCAGCCCAGAGACUGGCCAAGUACCACUCCCUGAGGCGGGUGAUGUGCAGGAACACCUACCUGGAGUGGCCCGAGGAGCCCGAGGCCAGGGAUCUGUUCUGGGAACGACUUCGUGUCGCACUACGAACACACAGGCCACUGGAUCACGAAGUUAAUGCUUAAAGAUGAUGUUGGUGUAAACAAUAUGUACAAUGUACAAAAUCAAGAGACAGAAUAAUGAUAUUCCUUUAUGCCUGUUGGUGUUAUCCUAUUGCUAAUGAAUCUGUUGUUGGCUGAAUAUAUGUUCUAACUUUUGCUACUUAUCGUAUCAUCAAUACACUGCGUGCAACUCCCUUAAGAAAUCUUAAUUAAAGUUAUGAACACAUGCCAAGAAUACAAACUGUAAUCAAUGGCAAGGACAAGGCUGAAAACUACUUAAUCUAGCAUGUACAUAAUGAAGUAUGUAGAAAUUUAAGUCAUUAGAAUAACACAACCAUGUACUUAGUACUUGCUGUUUAUAAGUAAAGGUAUGUACAUUGAGCAACAUUGCCAUGACUUUGUUGUCAACUUCCAAAGGUAUACAAAAGUGUUGUAAUCACACUUUACUCGAGGGCAAUAUCUUACACACUGAUCAUGUGCAUCAUUUGUGGUGC